AUGCACCACCCGGCUUUCUUCAUCCUUGCCAUCUUCAGCCUUCUCGGCGUCGCCAUCUCCGCUCCAACCCAGAUCACCACAUCCUCUGCCACAGCGGCUCCAACCCAUGUUGCGCCCCCCACCUGCACCACUUACUAUCCCUCCGUCCUGCGGCAGCUCGUGGAAUCUGCCCCUAAUGCCAAGCAAGCCAACACGGCCAAGGAUACAAAAUCGUUCAAGGUCGCCCAGUCCGUCUCUUUUGCCGACAAUGUCAAGUUCGACCGCAUUCACCAGUACGUUGUCUUUGACAACAUUGCCAGCGGCUCCUGGGACUGUCAGCUCAUGAUAUCUUGGCCAUCUUCUGCCAGUCUCAAUGUUUCUACUGCUUCCAGGUUCGGUGCCUUCGGCUCCGCCUCCAUCAGCCUGGACGUGUACAGUGCUUCCUACAGUGCUUCCUCCAUUGGCUCCCACUCCAAGCCUAAGGCCUCUAGGGUUGGCACACCUGACAGCACGCCUUUUGCGACCUGGCAUUCGAUGAUGAACGCCAUGAGGGUUCCUACCGGUACUGACGAGCCGUCCGUCAAGGGUGAGGCCGAGAAGACACAUGGCAAGGCCCUGGGCAAUACGCGCUCCGUGACACUGACGCCCUUUGGUACCGUUGGUGUCAACCCUGGUGAGUAUGGAGUGACCAUCAACUCCAAGGCCUGUCCUCGGGCCAAUGAAGACGGCGCUCUACGCUUUCUGUUUGAGAUCCCCAGUACCGACUCUCGUGAUGCGAGCGUUGGUUUUUUGGGAAGCACAGUAAAGGGUGCCGGCGUCUACUUGCUCGCCAAUUGCUAG
This is a messenger RNA of Diaporthe amygdali, 819 nucleotides long. RefSeq lists its product as uncharacterized. The record is from RefSeq and is a predicted model, not a curated record. The transcript has 3 exons. Lineage: Eukaryota; Fungi; Ascomycota; Sordariomycetes; Diaporthales; Diaporthaceae. Bases 1 to 819 code for a protein of 272 amino acids.